Molecule: messenger RNA, 5625 nt
Organism: Frankliniella occidentalis (western flower thrips)
Lineage: Eukaryota; Metazoa; Arthropoda; Insecta; Thysanoptera; Thripidae
Product: sodium-dependent nutrient amino acid transporter 1-like
Exons: 8
Coding region: 239-1360 (373 amino acids)
Biological process (GO): sodium ion transmembrane transport
Cellular component (GO): membrane
Source: RefSeq, a predicted model, not a curated record
GGUUAGAUCGUGAUAUGAGAUUCGUUUCAACGUGAUGAGUAUGGAAAAUUCUAGAGACACAUUAAAUAAAACGUGACUGUCAAAUAAUGUGACGGUUUUCACAUGGAAAAGAAAUGUGACGACACCAUGAAUUGAACCACAGUGCCGCCCUCAAGUAGAUCUCGCGAGUGAUGCCGUGUUCGUGCGUGUGUUGUGUUCCAGUGCUAGCAUGAGGCGACCACUCCUGUCCGGAUAAGACAUGUCAGUGCGAAGGGUGCGCACGGAGCACGCGCGCGAUGCCCAGAAAGCAGCGGCGGCGGCGGGCGCCUCGGUGCCCCCGGGGCUGGCCUCUCCCCGCGGCGGCUCCCUGCGCGAGCGGGAGCGCCACUACUCGGGCUCCGGGGACCAUGGGCGGCAGCGGCGCUUCUCGGCCGCCAUCGUGGCGCGGCGCGAGUCGCUGUUCGGCGGCGCGGGCGGCUCGAGCGGCGCGGGCACGCCCAUGGACGCGGCCAUCCGCCGGCCGUCGCUGGCCGCCGUGGCCGAGCGGGGCUCCUGGGGCUCGCGCUGGGAGUUCCUCCUGUCGUGCGUCGGGCUGUCCGUCGGCAUCGGCAACGUCUGGCGGUUCCCCUACCUGGCCUACCAGAACGGCGGCGUAAUACUCAUCACACUUUUCCAGUUCGCGCUGCUCGAGAACGUCCUUACCAGCAUCUCGGACGAGUUCGAAGUCCUGCGCACCCACAGGCUCAUGUUCUGCAUCGGCACCGCCCUGGUCUGCUACGUCAUCGGUCUCUCCUGCGUCACCUACGGAGGGAACUACGUGCUCACGCUCAUGGACGUGUACGGCGGAGGGCUGGCCGUCCUCUUCAUCGCCAUCUGCGAGUGCUGCAGUCUCGUGUGGAUUUAUGGGCUCCGCCGUUUGUGCGCCGACCUCGAGUUCAUGCUGGGCUACAAACCGGGCUUCUACUGGCGGAUUACCUGGGGCUUCUUCGCACCCAUCAUUUUGACUGUGAUCUUCGUCUACUCGCUCGUGGACUACAAGCCCCUCAAGUACGAGGAGUACGACUACCCGGACUGGGCCGACGCGCUGGGCUGGAUGCUGGCGCUGGCCUCCAUGAUCCAGAUCCCCUUCUGGGGCGUGAUACAGGUCUGCCGUCAGCCAGGCGCCACGUUCAAGGAGAGAGUUCUACAGGCCAUUGUGCCCAACGAAGACUGGGGUCCGUCGGAUCUGUCUCUAACGGAGGAGUACAAGGCCAGCCAGAAGGGCAGCAGUCCCACCACCAUCACCCUCAACUCGGUCGUGCACCACAACGACCACCAGGCCUCGACGGAGACCAAGGCGCCGCCGUCCGAGACAACCAAACUCGCCGAUGGGGUGGCGUAGGACCGUGGUGGACGUGGGCCGCCGGGCCCCGGCCAGGGUCUGACCGUGAGGGUUGUUCCAGGUCGUGACCUGUGAGACGCGCACCUCACGUUCUGUGUACUUUUGUGCAGAGAACAAUGUGACGACGCACACGCUGCAGACGGCCACGACUCGGCUGCAGGGCGGGGUCUAGGAGCCCAACAGUUUAACGCUAGCGGGCGCGCCGACUCCCACCGCCGGCGCCGAGCAGCGUCUUCGGCCUGUUGAAACCACUACUGCGCAUGUUUGGACUGGUUACAUUUCUCGGGACGAGGAGGUGAGCAGGACUCGAGUGCUCUAUAGUGGAGCUUAAUUAUUUGUUAAUGAAAUUAAUUGUUGACACUUAAUUGAAUAGGUUUUAUCGUUUCUUGAAUUUAUUACAAUAUUGCUAUAGAGACUAACGUUUUUACCGCCAUAAAGUGUGAUAACCAGUGUCUGAGUACAAAAAAUUGUGCUGUAAAGCACACGCGUAGCGUUGAAAUGGAGGUACUAGGCUACCCAUAUUUUAUCCCCCUCUUAUGCCAAAAGACGGGGGAUCAGACACCACUUUUCCGAACGACGGGAAAAAACUAACGUGUCACAAGUGAUAAGUAAACUAAGUAAUUCAUGUUGACUCCGCAAGGAGAUUAAGUAGGCCUAUUAUGGCCAAGUAUUUCAAUUGUUUAUGUAAAUGAAACAUGUAAAUGAAUGUGUAGUUGUCUAAAUAUAAUGCAUUUAGUAGGGUUUACAAAUGUAUAAGAUUGAAGUACUUGCUAGUAUUACAAUUAUGCAGGGUACAGACAAAACCAUGGGAUUAUUCUACUCCUACUUAGCCACAUCGCCAGGUACUGCAUUCCUUUCAAGUACGUCAGUGUGCUCGUCUAGAGCACAUGACUUGCCAAUUUCGGUGUUAAAACCAUUGCGUCCGCAUUCCCUUUCAGGGUAAAUAUUUUUGAAAAACUCCGGACUUUUGUAAAUAUUCCACCCCACCACCAAAAAUAUAAUUAUCCCAUAAUGUUCAUGUUUGUACUGAUGUAAAUAGAAAAUGAUCGUAUACCACACGUGUUAUCAGUGCUUCGCGCUGGUGAUAUUACCGAAAACAUCUAACUUUUGAUUAGAUGUUGCCUUAGGAAUUGUUUUAGGUAUGCAAAUCGUAAAAUUAUACGUAUUGCGUAUGUCGUUAAGUUGAUAUCCAUGUUGUUCUAGUGUGACUGAAAAUUGAAAAGUAUCAGAUGGGAACAAAGUUCUCCAUAAAAAAAUUAUUAGAUUCAUCGUAUUUGCUUUGGAUGGAUGUGUCCUAGUCAUAUGUGCUCUGUUGCUAUCAUGUUCUUUGUCUCCCGUGGAUGUGGAUAAACCAUUUCCGACAUCUUUAUUGACAACGAAUUAGGAUUUCACGACCGAGUUUUCGAUUCCACGUUAUGAUAUAACGUCAUUACCUGUCUGUCUUUUUCGCUUGGAUUGCAACAUUUGAAGACACUUUGCUUUUCAGAAGCUGAUUUGGUAUGACUGUGCCAAAAGAGUAGCACUCGUUGUCGAUCUAUGCUUUGCUAUAUCCGCGUGGGUCUAUGUUGGAGUCAGCGGUAGUGACUACAGACUCUAUGCUGUUUCUUCUCUGGGGUCAUCGACCUCGCGCCGACCAUUAUCAUUUUCUGAUUGGCGAGAUCGUUUUGCCUAUGUUAUUCUACCUAACAUUCUGACUGUAACUGUAAUGCCUAAUUUCUUCCCCUCUACACGCGGCUUCAAAAAAUGCCCUUUCUCUUUCUAUGAAUGGUAGUCUUUUUACCAUCCUUAACUGGUUAUGCCAUUGUAGCGUUAGACGAAAUCAUUUAUCGGGCGUUAAAUGUGCUCGGCGCUACCGAGGUACCCUCUACUUUCGAAUUUUUCAAAACAUUGUAAUGUCAUGGGAAGAAUGAAAUUGGCAUUUUACAUUUUUUGCAAAAUUGGCGUUAAAUAUGUGCUUUUAUUUGUUAUGACAAUACAUGAUAUUUUUGUAAAAAGUUGUGUUUUGCAAUCAGCCAAAGUUAAAUCUGUGCCAGGCUAGGAUAAUGUGCACCAUAGUCAUGUAGCAAAUUGGGUAGUCAAUAACGCACAGAAAAAAAGAGUUCCUUAUUCAGCUGAAAUGCAAGUGGUGCACUUAUCUUACGCAGAACUGUUUUAGCGUACAGCUAGAAAACGUAUAACUUUUUUUCCGGUUGCUUUCGCGAAGAGAGGCUUGAUGUGCGUAUAUUUCGUAUUGAAGACAAUAUAAAGAUGCUUUCCUCGAAGAAAAGUAUUUACUUCGAGGUCUGCAAGGCCUACACAAGUGUAAAGUCGGUGAUUUACGUAAAUACAAAGAACUGAGACAUAUUUUUAUACAUGUAAAUCUUUUUUCUUUCACUGGGGGCGCGUUAGAAGUCGAAAACAUUUGACAAUGUCACGUCAUACGCCGACGGAGAGGGCAACAAAAAGGAAAAAAAAAUCUGUUAUUGAUGGGUGGAUGAAAGAACCCACUAGCUGCUCUAUUCACCAACCCAUUCAGUAGAUAAACUCGUUCAUUUUGUUUGUCAAGAAAAAUCUUUUCAAACAAACAACCAUUGUCUUGUGCAGGGACCUCAUUUAGCCCUGAUUUUACAAUUCAUUGGAAAAUGAUUGUAUGUUGUCAUUGUAUUUUCGUCCGUUCUGCAUACUAAAAAUUUAUUGGGUGUUAUAUUUGUUAGGGGUUUAAAGUUUUAUCACCGGUUUGAAGCGGAAUUAGCAUUAAAUUCGGGCUGCCUGCAUCAUGUUACCCCUGUUGUAGAAACAAUAUCGCGACAACCAGUCGUCUAAUCAUCUUUAAAUGAGCGGUUAUUUUUCAAAAUGUGUUGCUAAUUUUAUGAGAGUAAAGAAAGGUGUGGUAGAUUUCCAUUGUAAAAAAUUAGACACGUUUCGGUUGAACCCACGUAAGUGCGGUGGCAUUAAAUUCGAAGGUGUAUUUCAUAUCUAUUUGUGCCAUUGCUAGUUGUGUGCAACUGUUACUACUUUACAUACUGCAUACGAACGAAAGAUUAGAAAUAUGUUGUAUGUGUAUUCCGAGUAAAUGAUUUAUUGUUGGCUGUCGUACGUUAGUAUUAGGGUGCAAGUAUGUUGCAAACAGCAACUGUACCAACAAUAUAUAGUCAAAUAGGAACUGCGUCAUUCUGUGUUAAAAUAUACAAAGCAAUUGUUAUUUUUCAAGCGCAAAAGUACUUACAUAUAUGGAUGUGAUGUAACUAUUUUUAAACACAAUCAUCAAGUAGAUGAGUGUGGUAUAAAAUUAACGUACAUCUACCAACUAGAUGAUAAUCGGUGAGUGAAGUUUCGUCAUAGAUGAACAGAGUGAUUGUUGUAGCCGUACAAAACAUUAUUCCUGUGAUUUUUAUCGUAGAAAGCUCAAAUUUAUGUGACUUGUUUAUUUCGCGCAAACGUAUGCACGCAGACGCGUUGCGCGAUCGCGAUCCACAAAAGUGUUUCAAGCAGAUCUAUUGGUCCGUCAAAGCGGGCCACCUUUCCAACUUGCGUUUCAAUUGUAGCAACAGAAACUGAUUUGUUGCAAAAUAAAUUAAUAGCAGGAGUGUGUUUAUCGGAAGGAGAUUUUUUGGAAAGUGUAUUGUUGUGGGAAAUGAGGCUUUUGUAAUUUUCGCUCACAGUAUAUUUUAAAAUUACGAACAUCAUAAAUUGUAUAUUUGUAUUGAACGAAUUUUCUGUCAAUAGAAGUCAAUUUCGGCCGCAUCUCAUGCGGUACAGUAAUGUACAGUCAUCUCACGUGAGCUUCAUAGUGAUAAUUAAUAUUCACAUUGUAUGUCAUACGAAAAUAUCAGCCUCACGUCUUAUGCACAUUCUCUCGUUUUACUGUGGUUCAUCUAGAACAUUGUCUCCGAACCCAUUGACAUUAUCCGAAGUUUAACCAGAGAAGAUUGCUACUAUGACAAGGAAGUAUUUUCAGUAAUGAAUGUGUAAGUAAGUGAUGACCCAAGAUCCAGCGAUCGCUUCAAUUUCGCUUGGUCAGUGAACCCUGCUCUCUAGUUCAAAUUAAACGUGUCAAUCUAAAAUAUUAUGGAGAGCAGUUUUAAUUGAUUCAAUUAUUAUGUGAUUGGUGGUGAUCACAUGGUGCGUCGUCAUUCGUUUGGUUUUUGUUGAACAAGGGAGGGGCAGGCCACGGGCAGGCCCAUACUGAGUAGGCAAUAGUCAUCUCUUUACAGUACUUUAUAGCAAUAAAAUGGGAGAUAGUGCAACAAACCGUGUAUUCUCAAAAUAAAUAUACUUUCAAAUCA